AUGCCCCGGUACAAAAGGACGGAGUUCGACGAAGAGGAGACCAGUAGCAUGGCUAGCAUGGCUGUCGACGCCCCCAUGGUCACGGGUGCCCAAAGCGGAAGUCACACGCCGGGUCACGGGGGUGUCCAGGUCAGGUACUCUCCCGGUCGCAAACGCAACUUCUGGGAGAGGGCGUCGCCCUUAGAGAAGAUACUGAUGAUCAGCGUCCUCGUCCUUCUCCUGAUUGUCGUCAUCCUGUCCGCGGUGCUGGACUCGUACACGGGAUCACCAACGGUCAGAGUGGUCCACAUAUCAGCAGUCAACGGUACCACGAGCGUCGUCAACGCGAGUGCAGGUGCCGAGUAUUGCGUCACACCAGCCUGUGUCACCGUAGCAGCCGCCAUAUUGAACGCCAUGGAUCAGUCGGUGGAGCCGUGUACGGACUUUUACCAAUAUUCCUGCGGGGGCUGGAUCAAAUCGAACCCUCUCCCGGAUGAAAAGUCAAUCUGGGGAACAUUCGGGAAGCUAUGGCAAGAGAAUCAAGUCGUGAUGAAGAAUGUGCUAGAAGAUGACACUUUUGAGCUAAAAUGUGAAGCAGAAAAGAAAGCUCGUAUUUACUACACGUCUUGCCUGGAUAAGAACGAAACGGCGGACAAACUCGGAGCACAACCGAUGCUCGAUCUUCUCACUAAGAUAGGUGGCUGGAAUAUCAGUGGCGACUUCAACAUCAGUCAGUGGAACUUCCAAAGGACGCUGGAGAUCCUGCACAACCAAUACAACCGAGGUGGUCUGUUCUCAUGGGGAGUCGGAGAGGACGAGAGGAAUUCGUCCAGGAAUAUCCUCCAGCUGGACCAGGGUGGUCUCGGCUUGCCCACCAGAGACUUCUACCUCAACAAGAGCAAAGACGAUGAGGUCCUUGUCGCCUAUCUGUCAUACAUGACCAAAGUUGGGGUUUUGCUUGGAGGUGAAGAGAAUUCCACACGAGCUCAGAUGGAAGACGUCAUUGAAUUUGAAACAAAGCUAGCAAAUAUCACGAUCCCGGCAGACGAACGGAGAGACGACGAAGAACUCUAUCACAAGAAGACAAUCAGCGAAAUACAAGAACUGGCGCCCGUGCUGGAUUGGACGCAAUAUUUCAAAUCCGCCUUCAAACUGAUCGAUCGAGAGAUAGGCCCGUCCCAGGAGCUGGUUGUCUACGCCCCCGAGUUCAUACGUAAGAUGUCGGAGCUGGUGACGCAAUACUUGUCCACGCCCGAGGGAAAGAUCGUUAUCAGCAACUAUCUGGGUUGGUCUCUCGUGCAAAGCCUCACCUCUUACCUCUCCAAGCCCUUCCGCGAAGCCUCAAAGAUACUUCGAAAAGCCCUGGUGGGCUCGGAAGGAGGAGAGAGCCCUUGGAGAUAUUGUGUCUCCGACACUAAUGACGUCAUCGGAUUCGCCUUGGGAGCCAUGUUCGUCAGGGAGGUCUUCCACGGAGAGAGCAAACCCAUGGCGGAGGCCAUGAUCAAUGAAAUCCGGGAUGCAUUCAAGGAAAACUUGCCUCUUCUGAAAUGGAUGGAUCCCGAAACUAGAAAACUCGCCAAAGAGAAGGCCGAUGCUAUAACAGACAUGAUAGGUUUCCCCGAAUUCAUAUUGGACCCGAAGAAACUGGACAAGAAGUAUGAAGGCCUGAGCUUCAGUCCUGUUGAGUACUUCCAGAAUAAUAUUGAAGUUGGGCAGUUCUCUCUGAAAGUCAAUAUGCGAAAACUGGACAAGCCCACCAAUAGAAGUGAAUGGAAAAUGACUCCACCCACUGUGAAUGCUUACUACACGCCCACCAAAAAUCAGAUUGUUUUUCCCGCUGGUAUUCUCCAAGCUCCCUUCUACGACCCUCAUUACCCCAAGUCCUUAAAUUUUGGUGCGAUGGGUGUUGUUAUGGGACACGAAUUAACGCACGCCUUCGACGACCAGGGCAGAGAAUAUGAUAAGUUUGGUAACCUCCACCAGUGGUGGAAAAAUUCGACCAUUGAAAACUUCCGAAAACGAACAGAAUGCUUUGUGGACCAAUAUUCCUCGUACGAAGCCAACGGCGAAAAUCUGAACGGGAAGCAGACUUUGGGAGAGAACAUCGCUGAUAAUGGUGGUCUGAAGGCAGCCUUUCACGCGUACCAGGACUGGGUGAAGAAUCACAUUAAGGAACUGCCCCUGCCUGCCAUACCUCUCACCAACAAUCAGCUCUUCUUUAUCGGAUUCGCCCAAGUUUGGUGUUCCACAAGCACGCCGGAAGCUACUCAUCUGCAGAUCCUGAACGACCCGCACAGUCCCGCAAAAUUCAGGGUGAUUGGAACUGUCUCCAACUCGAUGGACUUUGCCCGAGAGUUCAACUGUCCAGCCAAAAGUGCCAUGAACCCAGAGAAAAAGUGCGAAGUUUGGUGAUCGGAGUGUCGCUCCGGCCUGCCAUGGUUAAAUGAUGAAAAUAGACUAAAUCUUCCAAUUCGAGCUUUCGAAUUCGCCGUCAAUUCGUCUCCGCUGGAAGAUCCAACUCGAGUCCUAGGAAGACGAAAAAUAUGUUCCAAACUCCCCCUCUUCAUCACUGUCCUCUUCACUCUUAAGGAGCCAUCUUGUAGAGACGGGUGAUAUUUGUGAAAAACGGAUUCCUGUUCCUUAAUGUUGGUCUUUGACCAAGAUUGCGCUGAAAACGAGACUGACUCGGAAUUCUGCACCAAAAGAGACCAACUGCGAAGACAGCCUCUUUAUCCACCAGAAAUUUUUGGAGGAAAAGUCAGUGUUGUGCUUUUCUAAAUCAAAUUGUUUUUCUAUUUGUAGCUAUGCUCCAAACGGUUUCGCAGAGUGACUAAAUCUGGAAAACACUAUUUCUCGAGAAAUGUGAAGAACCAAGUACUCGUCUGUCUCUGUGACCGUGAGCGAAUAUUUCCACGUUUGUUUUCUGUGGUGUUCUUCGAAGGUGGUUGUGUUAACAACUCACUUACUUCUGGCAUAUCCUACUUGCUUCGUUGUAGAUCAGCGGUUCUUAAACUGUAGUCUUGGACUCCUUGGGUUCUGAAGGAAGUUUUGUUUUAAAACUUUGUUAUUUACUAUCAUUAUGAGAGCUAUAAUAAAAAUAUGACUUCAAUUAAUAGCUAAGGGCGCGGUAAAAUGCAAGUCGUAUGAAGGGGAUCUGUGGACUGGAAAAGUUUACGAACCGCUGUAAUAGAUGGUACAAAAGUAUUAGAAACAUUCGUAUAUCUAUAUUUUUUGUCAAAACUCUAUAUUUCGCCGUGCGUAAAAAAAAAGUGAAAAGUCAAAAAAUGAUAUUUUGUAUACGUCCCAAAUUCUUUACCUCUCAGUGUUGUUACUGACAGCAGUCUGACCAUUGCAAUGACACUGACAUAAAUAUUCACUUUUGGACCAAACCCAGACAUGAGGGGUGAAUUCUCUACCGUAGUUUGUAGGUUAGAAACAUCUUUUAUUAAUUAUACUGAUGCUUCAAAUGUCAGUUAUAAAUCAUGAAUUAUCAGUUGGCCUUGCUCUAAAUUAAAUUAUCAGUUGUAAAAUAAUGCUGUAAAUGUCAGUUACCUAUAAUAAAUUAUGAGUUACCGAUAUGCUGAAAUUUUAA
This is a messenger RNA of Stegodyphus dumicola, 3571 nucleotides long. RefSeq names its product M13 family metallopeptidase neprilysin 3 (gene Nep3). Gene Ontology annotation, cellular component: plasma membrane. The record is from RefSeq and is a predicted model, not a curated record. Gene Ontology annotation, molecular function: metalloendopeptidase activity. NCBI's taxonomy places the organism in Eukaryota, Metazoa, Arthropoda, Arachnida, Araneae, Eresidae. Gene Ontology annotation, biological process: protein processing.